Trichophyton rubrum CBS 118892 is the source of this 900-nucleotide messenger RNA. RefSeq lists its product as uncharacterized. Bases 1 to 900 code for a protein of 299 amino acids. The record is from RefSeq and is a predicted model, not a curated record. The transcript is spliced from 2 exons. NCBI's taxonomy places the organism in Eukaryota, Fungi, Ascomycota, Eurotiomycetes, Onygenales, Arthrodermataceae.
AUGGCAAAGGGGAAAGGAAAAGAGGAUAAGUCGCUCAGAGCCAAGGAUGGUGCUGCCGCUGAAAGGAAGCGGCCGAGCAGUGAUGCAGACGCAACACCAAGCUUUUCUGAUGCUAUGGUAGCUAGCCUUACCAAACGAAUUGAACAGAAGUUAAAGGGUGAUGAGGGUGCAAAUGGAGGUCUGUCGAAAGCUGAAAAGAAGGAGAAAUUGGAAAAGAAUGACAAGCGUAAGGAACGGAACCAAGUCAUUGAGAUGAAGCCCACCGAGAAGCCUGUCAAAAAACGAGAGCUACUUGCAGACGUUAAGCCUACCGAUAAUAAAGCGGGAAAGAAACGGGACCGAAGUGGGAAAAUUAUACAAUCUGAAGUUUCUGAAAAGCCACAUUCAACAGCGGAAAGGCAACGUGAUGUCAGGAAGAAUCUGGAAGAGGAGGUAUAUGCAAUUGGUGGGACGAAGGAGGAUCUUGACCUGGUAGCUGGUGUUGAAUCGGACUCAGAGAUGGAGGACAAGGAGGUUUCCAGUGGCGAUUUGGAGAAGCUUCGAAGCGACCUUGGUAAACUUAUCAAUGGCGGGAAUGAGCUUCCUGAAGUUCCAGACCUCCCUAUGCAGGAGACGAAGCCCAUUAAAACGAAGCAGGAACGGAAGCAGGAGGGGAAGCAGUCUGAGGAAAACAGAACUGAAAAACUGACACAAGAGAAGAAAUCUAAGGGGAAUAAUGCCCUAGAGAAGAAGACGGAGAGUAAAAAGAUCCAGAAAAAUGAAUCUCUGCCCUCAGCUUUAACUCAAGACUCUAAAAUGUCCGAGAAAGGUCUAUCUUCUUCGAUCUCGUUAUCCCUGAGCGUUCCGAUUGGCAUAAUACUCUACUUCCAGAAAUAUCCUAUGAUUCCAAUCGCCACGUAA